Molecule: messenger RNA, 1142 nt
Organism: Emiliania huxleyi CCMP1516
Lineage: Eukaryota; Haptophyta; Isochrysidales; Noelaerhabdaceae
Exons: 2
Coding region: 19-1080 (353 amino acids)
Biological process (GO): generation of catalytic spliceosome for second transesterification step; RNA splicing
Cellular component (GO): U5 snRNP; U2-type post-spliceosomal complex; U4/U6 x U5 tri-snRNP complex
Source: RefSeq, a predicted model, not a curated record
GAGGCGCUUCGCGAUGCGAUGGAGAAGAAGCGAAAGGAGCGGGAGGAGGCGGCCGCGGCCGGCGGCGGCGGCGGCAAGAAGAAGUGGGUGCGGCGCGGCGAGCUCGAGGCGCAGCGCGAGGCGGCGUACCGCGAGGAGAUGGCGGCUGCGGAGGCGUCGCGCAAGCUGGUCGUGCCUUGCCUGCGGAGAUACGAGGGGGAGGGCAGCGCGGCGGCGGCGGUGGACAAUACCGGCACGGGCGCCGCGCUCGUGGGCGGACUGUCCGCUGCUGCGAGAGCGGGCGGCGUCGGCGCCGGCGGCGCGAGCAGCGCAGGCGGCGACAUGGUGCACCUGGAGCCAAAGGAGGUGAAGCGGCUGCUGCGGCAGCUGGGCCAGCCGGUGCAGCUCUUUGGCGAGGAGGACGAGGCGCGGCUCGAGCGGUACCGCGCCGUCGCCGCAGCGACGGAGAAGGAGGACGACGCAGAGCUCAAGGCGGGGCAGAUGUUCAACGAGACGCAGCUCUACGACGAGUCGGGCAAGGCCAAGGACGCGGCGACGGCGGCCGCCGCCGCCGAGACGCGGCCGGCCGCCGUCGACGAGGAGGAGAUGGGCGGCGAGGAGGCGAACACGGUGGAGGGGACGAUCUCGCGCCACUUCAAGGGCCUGCUGCGGUUGUGGGAGGAGGAGCUGUCCGCGCGGUCGGAGGCGGUGGCCAACUCGGCGGCGGGCAGGAAGGAGAUGGCGACGUACCUGCAGUGCCGCCGCCACCUCAAGCCCUUCUUCCGCCAGCUCAAGGCGCGGGUGAUGCCGCCGGACAUCCUCCGCCACAUCGAGACCAUCACCGAGCACAUGGCGGCGAGAGAGUAUGUCAAGGCGCACGACGCAUACAUCCUCUGCGCGAUCGGCAACGCGCCCUGGCCUAUGGGCAUCACCGGCACCGGUGUGCACGAGCGGCAGGGCCGACAGCACAUCCAGGUCUCCAAGAUCGCGCACGUGAUGAACGACGAGACGCAGCGAAAGUACCUCCAGUCCGUCAAGCGGCUGCUCACCUUUGCGCAAAAGGCGCUUCCGCCCGACGGGCCGUCAAAGACGGUCAACUAGAGACUCGAGGCGCGUGUGCCUGGCAGGUGAUUUCUUUUCGAGAAGAUUGUAUGAAACGGGGC